UCCUUGCUCCAAACUUUGAAACGGCCGUAAAAUAUUAAGCUGUGGUUUAAUAUUUGUAGAAGAGGCGGAGGGAACUUCCUGUGGCCUUGGAAGUUUUUGGUCUGUGCCCUUUGUAUGAGGGAAUUCGGGUAAUUUGUUCAUGGAGAAACCUAGGCUGGAGGACAAAUCAGGUAGCCUGUUGAGGGAGUCUGUCCCCCAUCCACGCUCAACUUUGGCUGUUCUGUAGGGCUGCAGGUCAGAGCGCUUCCUUCUCCAUCAAAAGUUGAGAUUUCUAUGAUGCUGUUGAUACAAUAUUCCUGAAACAGGCCAGUACAGUAUAUGUUAAUAGAAGAACUGGAAAAAAUUGUUGUUAGAUGUCCAUGGGCCCACCUAGGCUCCAUUUGGCCAUUAGGUUCAUGGCAAGAUUUGGCUUAUGCUCCCGUCUCCCCCGAGCAUCCUGAUGAGUGCCUAGUUCCCGCUGCAUGAAUGGCAUUGUUAUGAUAACUUGCAACCUGUGGGCCCUUGCAAAAGUCUGGUUAUUGCAGACAUUGGCUGUGUAGUAACUUGAAAGACUUGGGAUUUUCAACUUUUCAAAUUCAGCUAUAUAAUUCAUAAAUUGGAUGGCUUUGUGACUGCCCAUUAAAGGAUGAGAGGGUCAAAGACCAGUUUGUAGAAUGUGGUUUACUGAUAGAGUUGAUUGUUCAUCUAAUAUUUUUCAGAGAUACUUAAAUGUUGAACCUCUGUCACCUCUGAGUCAAGAAGUAUGUAUUUUGAUCAACAAUACCAAGUAUUGUAAAUGGGAAAAUGGAUUUUGCCUCUUCUCUGCUGAGAUAAUUUCAUAUUAGUACCUUAAUCUGACUUUUAUUUGAACUUGGACUAGAAUAUCAGCUUUAAUUUAAUUUUCCAGCUAGCUUCUCUUUCAGCUUGGUGAAGAAUUACAAGAUGCUUGGCAGGAGUAGAAAGAUCCAGUGUAUGCAGAAGGAUUAGAUUCUUCACUGUUGAUAGCCCAUUACGUCACGCUUAAAGUGAAAAAUAAAAUAUUUCUUUGGGCCGUUGGCAACAGUUGGCAGGCAUAAUACAGUUCACGUGACUGCAGGGCUUAAUGUUAAGGGUGUGGUGUUUUAGGAUGAAUGAAUAUGCUCAUUCUGGGAAUACAAGGAGAUUGUUCGUUGGUGUAUAUAUAGCUGAGUUAAAUCCAUGCUGCUUGAGAAGGUUUCCUGAUGCGAUCUCUUUAGCAAGGUAGAAUAAUAGUUCAUUCAAGUGCUUUGCACCCAGUCUGGUACAGGGAGGAUUUCUGUUUGAAUCCUCCUCUUUAAGAAAAGUCAGAGCUGCUUUAUGCAUGCGUCCAUAGCUAACAUAUUUUUAGAGGGUAGUUUAUGCUUACUGUGGAGAUUCAGCUUUUUAACCAAAUGCAGAAAUAUUUUUGACUUGUUUUAGGACUCUUGAAUUAUUUAUGACUUACGGUAUCUGUGCAUCUCCAUUUUUAUACUACUUGAAAGGACUUAGAUAGGGAUAUUAAUAGGCUUUCACCUACAUUUAUUUUUUAAAAAAGUUAGGACUUUAAGGGAAACAAGUUAAUGCUUUUAAUUAAAGCAUUUGCAUGCAGUUAUAUAGUUGAACUUAAAUGUGCUCAGAGUUUGUCCUGCUUUGGACUACCAGCUGAAUUACUUUACCAUCGUAAGGGAAGCCCAGCUAUUCUCUACCAACAUUCUGGAAAAACCUGUUACUAAGGGAACAACAUUUUAUUUUUUAAAACUUUCCUUUGGGAAAGCAGAAGCUUUUUCUGACUCAAAAGCUGUUGGAAAUGAGCCAAGACCUGGAAAUCAGCAGGCUGCUUGGGGGAGGUUAGGACUCCUCCAGGAAAACAGAAUGUACUGGUCUAUGCUAGCAUAAUUACUGUUUAGAGUCUAAAAUACAAGAAGAUAACUGUGACGAUAAGUUCAAGCAGUUUAAAAUACACUGUUUAUGUGAACUGAGUUACACAACUAACACAGUUUUGCCUGCAUAUGUUUCUGGGGCCAAAAAUAAUUAUCUGUGCUGAUUUCUUAGGUGUUCGUGACUUGAAUGUUAAACUAAUAUUUGGAGUUUGUUUUCCUGUCCUUCGCUCCCUAGUUUCUGAAGCGAGGGUUUUUCAGAGGCACUCUGAACAGUCAUAGAGCUACUCGGUAUUAAACUCUCACGUUUAUGCUACGUGUGUCCAUUUGUUUGAUAGAGUCAUCACUGCUUUGCAGCUCUCUGAGAAGCACCAGCUCUAAGACAGGAGGAAGAUCCGAACCUGCUAAGCAGUCACUUAAGAAACCGAAGUUACCAGUAGGUCGAUUUGAUGAACCAGAGGAGUCCAGUAUAGAGAGGGAACCCCUGGAAAAAUUCCCUGAUGGAAUCAAUCCUGCUACAAAAGAGAGGGGUGGACCUAAAGGCCCUGAACCUACACGUUUUGGAGACUGGGAGAGAAAAGGACGUUGUAUAGAUUUUUAAUGUAUAAAUAUAUCUGUAUUGCUAACAAAUUAUGUCUAGUUGUUGAAAAAUAUAAUGUACAGAAAAAUCUCACCUGGAUUUGUUGUGAGGCUUCUUGUUUCUGUCACGCUUGUGAUGAAUUUUCAGAGAGAUAAUAUCUAAAUAAACUCGAUGCUGCAACUCAGUUUUUGGAGCUGUUAUUUGCUCAGCUUGCACCUGAUCUGUAAUGCCAUUUACACUGUGCACGUAUAAUUGCAGGUUUAGUGAUGUGAAAUCGGUAGUCAGGAUCUUACCGAGAUGUCUAAGGGCUUGGAUUUCUGUAUGUGUUUAACCAUUUAUAUAGUGUCUUAGAAGUGCUGAAAGAGCUUUGCAGUUCGUGAACCCAGACACCCUCAUCAAAAGCAUGGCCACCUUGUAGAAGAUCAGUACUUGGCCGAUGGUGGUGGUUAGCACGGCAGUUCAUUGGUGAAAGCCCCUUUAAUCAAGAGCCAUCCCCUCUGUUUCCCGUAGGGUGGGUUGGGGGUGCUUCCCGGUUUGCGUGGAGGGGACGGAGACUCCCAUUUUACCCCAUCUCAGACUGACGGGCUGUAAAUGGCACGAUGCAAGUGGAGGCUUAAUUGCGAGAGGGUCAACUCAUGAGUGCAAGUAGGGUAGGGGUGCUCUGUACACAGUUUGAGAAUACCGUUCUCCAUAACCUAGCUUAUUGCGUGCUAUUCGCGUUAUUUUCUCCUUGAUGAAUGGCGUCUUCUGUUUGAAAACCGGCUGAAUGCUGCUUGGGGGGGAAAAAACAUUACUUUCUGAUACCUUAUCGUCAGCAGGGACUAGUUACAUGAGAUGAUCUAGUAUUGCAGGUCUUAAAACUAAGCUGGCGUUGCACUAAGUAUCUUUCAGUCAGACCGAGCUCAGUUCUGCAUUCAAGAAUUUGCCUACUUGUAAAUGCUGUAGUAGAGUGCAAAUCUGCCACUUGUGUGGGCAUUUAUUAAUAAGAAUAAGCUGUCAUUACUAAAAUGUGUGAACAUAUGCUCUGUGUAUUUCUGUGCAAGUUCUUUUUGAUAGCCUAAACAAAGGGAUCUUCUCUAGUCUUCAACUGUAAAUGGUUUUGUCAUCCCUUUGUGUUUCCCUCCUGGUGUUUUGCUGAUUUUUCAACCUCUUCUUUUUUAUUCCAUGCGCUCCAGCUUGUAUAUUCACAAUUCCUAUCGGCUGCCUUUGCUGCAGCACCACACUGAGUGUUAACACUGAACAGAAGUUUCUUGGAGAGCCCAGGACAGUCUCCCGUUUCAUGGCCUAUGUUUCUUUUUCCUAUGUGGGUGUUUCUGCCUUCUACUAUGCCAAAGCAAGUUGUACCUGAGUGAAAGUCAGCUUUGCUUUACUGUUUCUGUUGAUGUGCGUGACUCCGGCUCUGUAAGAAGACGUGGCUUUGCCCAGCUUUGCCUUUGGCAUGAUUUUAUUAGAGCCUUAAAGCGUGUUAGUCCUAUCACAAAUCGUACAACCUCCCUAAAACUCGCCCGACUUGUAGCCGGUGGGGAAGCUCCUCACUGAAAUCCGCCGGGUUGUAUACCCAGCGUGUAUGUUACUGACAGAGUGUCGUCCUAGUUGUGAGUUAAGAUGUUUGACUCGCUGCGACGAUGCCCUACAAAAGUUCUAAGUCUGUUCAAGAUAGGUUUAUCAAAUACCGAAGAGCAAAACGAGGUUUACUACAGCCUGUUUUUCGCAAAAGAUGUUAACUGGUGGGAAUUACAUUUUGAACCUUUCAUCUUCUGUAAAUUUAAAUUCUGCAGCACGGUUUGGAUAGUGGAAAACUGCUUUGUAUUUAUACCUGAUUCAUUCUAGUUAACCCUUCGGUAGUGCAGCAGUUACGUUUUCCCAAAAUCUACUGAAAUUUUCAGUUACCUGAAGAUGUGCUGGGUCAGCUGUCUUUUAAUAUAUGCUGUUUAUUGAAAUACUUCUAUACUUAGUAGUAAUGCUUUGCCUCUUCACUUGCUAGUGGGUUGGAAAAUAAUACUUCAGCACACCAUACACCACCUUUUCAAAUAGGGGGCAGAAAUUUUAAUUGGCAACCUCUGCCUUUUUUGCAUCGUUAUUAAUAGACUUAACAUCUUAAUUAGCGCAGAGGCAGUAACACAACCGCAGUUACUUUAUUUUUGAAUUCUAAAUCUUACUCUCCUUCUCCAUGAAUUGUUGCAUGAGUUUGUUAUCUUCUCUUGCCAGGUUUUACCCUUCCCAGCACGUGCUCCGUGAAUGCUUACCUAGUGCCUCUUCUUGGCAUUCCUCAUUUUCCAUUCGAAUCGCUGCCUUCCGCAUAGAGUGCAGCUGCAGUCCUCUGCGGCCCCACAGAAUAACGCCUUUUUGGUUUAGCAUAUAAAGAACCAGUCUCGCUUUUCCGUGGUUUUCUUUAUGUUGCCGUUAGUUACCUUCAGCCUCCCCCUGCUCUGUGAUCAAGGGCUGACCCAAGGGCUGUCCAGGCUCCUGCCUCUCUGCUUCCAUGGUGUGGGUGAUGGCUGCCACUGUGGGAGCCAUGGGCAGUCGUUUUUGCCAGAGCUCAGGCGGGUCCUAGGCACUCCCUGCCUGCACCCGUGGAGCACCUGGAUUUGGGAGCUGCUUCUGAGAGCACUGUCUGUACCAACAAGACAGGGAGCCACACAAAGGGAUUUUGCUUUCUUUCAAAAAAUAGAAAGGCCCUUGCUAACCGGCGUAAAUAGCUGUCAAGGAGUAGGCGCUGAGGAAACCCAGGAUACCGCUUCAGUCCUGAGGCACUCCAGGCCCUCUUUACCACCUCCCGGGGCAGCGCCAGUAACCACCAAAUAUUUGCUUAAUUUGGUGAGGGAGUGUGUCAGUAAGAGAUAAGAAACUGAACAUUUGGGCAAAAUAACACAUAACAGCCAAAGAGCGAAUGCCAGGGGGCCUUUCUGUGUGGUCUGGCAAUCUGGUGUUUACCAAAAAGGGAAGUCCCGUGCCUCAGUAAUUAAAUCCAAAAUAAUGUCCUGUGGUGCUGCAAAAUCACUUGUGGCAUCUGUCAGAACGAAUCAUGGUUUGAAUGCAACAACCGAUAUGAUGAUAUUGUAGGGCAUAAACGAUCGUGUCUGGUUUGUUUU
This is a messenger RNA of Egretta garzetta (little egret), 5525 nucleotides long. RefSeq names its product succinate dehydrogenase complex assembly factor 4 (gene SDHAF4). The record is from RefSeq and is a predicted model, not a curated record. Gene Ontology annotation, biological process: mitochondrial respiratory chain complex II assembly. The coding region runs from base 2164 to 2454 and encodes 96 amino acids. Lineage: Eukaryota; Metazoa; Chordata; Aves; Pelecaniformes; Ardeidae. Gene Ontology annotation, cellular component: mitochondrion. The transcript is spliced from 2 exons.